This is a messenger RNA of Betta splendens (Siamese fighting fish), 6949 nucleotides long. It is a transcript of the gene kirrel3b, whose product is annotated as kirre like nephrin family adhesion molecule 3b. The coding region runs from base 286 to 2628 and encodes 780 amino acids. Lineage: Eukaryota; Metazoa; Chordata; Actinopteri; Anabantiformes; Osphronemidae. Gene Ontology annotation, biological process: synapse assembly; cell-cell adhesion. The transcript has 17 exons. The record is from RefSeq and is a predicted model, not a curated record. Gene Ontology annotation, molecular function: cell adhesion molecule binding. Gene Ontology annotation, cellular component: cell-cell junction.
GGCUGGAGAGACUGGAGAAUUGAUGGGCACUGAGAAACUGUGCGAGCGAGAGGAAGAGUGAGCGUGCGUGCGUGCGCUCAGAGUCGGCGGCGGGCGAGACGCGCAAAGUCCACGAGCUCAUCGUCAACACAACAGCUGAGCACCGGCAACUCCGAAGAGUGACACACGGGGGAGAGAGAGAGAGAGAGAGAGAGAGCGAGCAAAAGGAAGAAUCAGCAGAAGAGGAGAAGGACCGAAGACACACUACCAGGCUUCUGGUUGUGCCCUCUGCGCUCCUCUCCAGACAUGCUCCCUUGGGUCCUUAUGCUCCUGUGGAUCUCCGGACACGGGGCGAAGGCCAUGUUUUCCCAGCAGCCACAGGACCUGGUUGUGGUGGCAGGACAGCCUGUGACUCUACCAUGCACUAUCCCUGGUUACCAUGGAGUCGUCCUGUGGAUCAAAGAUGGCCUGGCGCUGGGAGUUGGCAGAGACCUCUCUGGCUAUCCUCGUUACACAGUGAUUGGCGACCACAGUUCAGGGGAGCAUCAUUUGAGAAUCCAGCGCGUUGAGCUGAUGGAUGACGCCGUGUUCGAGUGCCAGGCCGUCCAGGCUGCCAUGCGAUCCCGCCCGGCCCGGCUCACUGUGUUGGUUCCCCCAGAGGACCCAGUCAUCAGUGGAGGCCCGGUGGUGAGCCUGCGGGCCGGCGACCCACUCAAUCUGACUUGUCAUGCUGACAAUGCCAAGCCUGCGGCCUCGAUCAUUUGGAUCCGCAACGGAGAGGUCCUCAACGGGGCCAUGUACUCCAAGGUAAGCACAGAGACUUUGCUUCGGGACGGCAGGAGAGAAAGCACCAUGAGCAUGCUCUACCUAUCGCCCUCCAUCAUCGAGACGGGUCAACAGAUCAUCUGCAGGGCCUCCAACAAAGCAGUUCCCAACGGCAAGGAGACCAGUGUCACUAUUGACAUCCAGCAUCUGCCUCUUGUCAAUCUCUCAGUGGACCCUCAGCCUGUUCUGGAGGGCAACCUUGUGAAAUUCCACUGCUCUGCGAAGGCCAACCCACCUGUCACGCUCUACAGGUGGGCCAAGGGAGGAAAUAUCAUCAGUGAGGUCUCUGGGGAUACAUAUGAGGUUAUUGUGGACCAUUCCUUCUUUACUGAACCCGUUUCCUGCGAAGUUACCAACGCUCUCGGAAGCACCAACAUCAGCCGAAACGUUGAUGUUUACUUUGGUCCCCGCAUGGCUGCUGAGCCUCAGUCCUUACAGGUGGACCUUGGAUCUGAUGCUGUGUUCAACUGUGCCUGGACAGGAAACCCAUCUCUCACCAUUGUGUGGAUGAAGAGGGGCUCUGGAGUGGUUCUUAGCAAUGAAAACCUCCUGACACUGAAAUCCGUGAGACAGGAGGAUGCUGGGAAGUAUGUUUGCCGUGCUGUGGUUCCACGUGUAGGAGCAGGGGAGAAGGAGGUUUCUCUCACAGUCAACGGGCCACCUACCAUCUCCAGCACACAGACCCAGCAGGCGUUACACGGAGAAAAAGGACAAAUAAAAUGUUUCAUUCGGAGCACGCCCCCUCCAGACCGCAUUGCAUGGUCAUGGAAGGAAACCGUGUUGGAGUCUGGAACAUCUGGUCGCUACACCGUGGAGACAGUAAACACCGACGACGGGGUUAUCUCCACACUGACCAUGAGCAACAUUGUCCCCGCUGACUUCCAAACCAUCUACAACUGCACUGCGUGGAACAGCUUUGGCUCCGACACAGAGAUCAUUCGGCUUAAGGAACAAGGUGGGAGCCAAGAGUCUCUCCCAGUGGCGGUGAUCAUUGGCAUAGCCGUGGGAGCGUUUGUGGCCUUCAUUGUCCUCAUGGGCACCAUUGGAGCCUUUUGUUGCACCCGCUCUCAGAGAAAGGAAGCGCACCUGGUUAUGCCCUCACUGCCCGUCUCCAUCUGUGCUCACCAGAGAGAACUUGCAAGCAAAAUUAAGACAGAAAAUCUGAAAGGAGUCGUGUCUGCGAAAAAUGACAUCCGCGUGGAAAUUGUACACAAAGACCACAACGCAGCUCGAGAGAGUGAGGAACACAGCUCCAUGAAACAACUGAUGGUGAGUGUUGAACGUGGAGAGUUCCAGCAGGAAUCAGUUCUAAAGCAGCUGGAGGUAUUACAAGAGGAAGAGAAGGAGUAUCAGCACAUUAAGGACCCUACAAAUGGCUACUACAGUGUAAACACCUUCAAGGAGCACCACACACCCACCAUGGCCGGGAAUCAGACCACUGAGGCGAGGAACCCGACCAACACAGGCACCCUAGGCAAGCAGCGAGUACCAACAGGCAUGUCUUUCACCAACAUCUACUCCACUCUGGGAGCAGGUCCCAACCGUCUUUACGACUACAGCCAGCGCUUCGUGCUGGGCAUGGGCAGCAGCUCUAUUGAGUUGUGCGAGCGGGAGUUCCAACGUGGCUCGCUCAGCGACUCCAGCUCUUUUAUUGACACGCAGUGCGACAGUGGUGUCAGCAGCUACAGUAAGCCAGAUGGCUAUGUACAGUUCGACAAAGACAGCAAGGCAUCGGCCUCCUCGUCCUCCCACUACUCUCAGUCCUCUUCACAGAACUCAGACCUCACCCGGCCACUUCAGAAGCGCAUGCAAACCCACGUCUGACCACCAGGAUGCGGAGAGAGUUUGAACAGGAUUGUAAGACUGAAAUAAUCAGCUCCUAAUCUGUUACUGUGAGAGUUUCACUGGACACCUGGAGAGACAGAGCUGGUUGGCUUUAAUACACCGUGUGACGUGGUCAGACUUCUCAAUGUCCCAAAAAGUGGAUUAAGAAGCCUUAUAAUCCUCAUGCUUAACUCAUCAACCACCUUCUUUCCUCAACCCAUAAUCAGACUUGUGCUACUGAGAUUACUAGGUUGGAAUUUCAGCAUUCAACACUUGGUUGCUACAGCGGAACUGCUGGCACAGUGCAGGGCAGGAAUACAAGGCUUUUGUGUGACAAUCAGUUGUCCAGGCAAACACUGUUUGUCUUUUGAAGAUUGUCAUUCAGAAAAACUGAGAUUUCUCUUGCAAGCAUUGAAGCACUCAGCACGAAUGGCACGAUAAUGAGUGCAACUCAACGUCCUGCUGCUCUCCUGCAGUCUAAAGCACAAAAAAAACAAAUGUGCACAUGGUUUCAGUUGAUAAAACAAUAACUCAUUUUUGCCGCAAACAUUCUAUUCAAACAUUCAUAUGUAAAACUUGGCCUGUUAAAACUUGUUUCCUUGAGGAGGCGAAAACCUCCACGGGCCACAGUUUUCUUCAACGUUGAAAAUAAUAGCAGUUUUUCUGUGCAGCUGUAUCUGGGCCAUAGUGCUAAGCUGAUAAAGAUGGGCUAAGAUCCCAUUUUACGCACCGAGUCAUUAUUUUACUUUGACACGCCACGAUCAGCGAAUAUCAGUGUACAUAUGUGACUAAUUUAUUUUCUAGCAUCUCAUAUUUGACUGAUUUUCCCCGUGGAGGAUCCAAAAUGAGACAUGAGCGCCUCUGCUUGUCCAUAUCUUCUUUGCCUUGAGGGUCUGUUUGAACUGUGUCAGUACAAACUUUGAAUAAGCAAGAUAGACUUCUACCGUCAGCGCUUCUGUUGAUGAUAGCCUGCACCCUGAAUGGCGUGAAAGCGCCAAAUCCGGCUCCAAGGCUGCGGCAUGAAAGCCCACAAACUGAGCUUUGUGAGCUUGUCCUGCUUCUGCCACAGAUCAUUAGCCAUAUACUUGAGGGCACCUGUUGAAUGAAAUGUAAACAUAUUUUAGCCGAGCUACUUAUUGUGUGGUUUCGUCAUCGCUACUUUCCACUAUCACUGGAGCAUAGAGCAUCUGUCUGUAUACCUACCUGUGAGUGUGCUGAUAAUCAAGGGAUGUGACAAGCAAAUUGAGGAAAUGCAUUCAGCUGAUAGGGAUAGCUUACGCUGUCAAGUACAUUGUUAUAUUUUGUUCAGCACAGUGUGUAACACUUGAAAAUGAAAAUAAUCCUUCCUCACAGACAGUUUGUUUUAGUUGAAACUAGGUGCCAUCAGUAGUAAUGUAAUUUGCAGCAACACACACACACCUAACAUUUCAGUGACCUGUUGUGCCAAAGUCAAGAGUAUCAGAGGAGAGAGUUUUGCUCAGCUGGAGAUGUGAAUACUGGGGAUACUACUGCAUGAAUAAUUCACUGCAGUUCCUGCAAAGCAAUUAGUAAUCUGUAUUCUUGCCCUUAUGUUAGUUUCCAGCACACUGUGACAAGUUAAAUCAGGAAAACAAGUACAGCCAUCUGCAAAUGUAGUAACUAUUGGUUGAAAAUUGCUCAUCUCAGCAGAAAUUGUGACCUAGAGACCUAAAAGAGAUACAGAGAAAGAAAAUAAAGUUGUUAAGGAUUUAAGGUACCAGUGUCUUUCACUGGUAAAUGACUCCAAGACUACCAGCUUCUGGAAAAUCCACAACUUCUUGCUGAAGUUACCAGUCCACUGUCUCGAUAAACACAAACCACUGUAACAGCCACAGUUACAUCAUACAUUGUUUUUAUUUUUAUUUCAGCUUUUGAAACCUUCAUUUUCUGGAAGGUCUGUUCCAGGCAAUCUUUCUAAGCAAUCAGUUUGUGUAUCAUUAUCAGUUCAUUCAAGGCUAAAGAGGACUUCCUGGAAAACAACCACCAUGCUGUAAAACACAAACGCAACAUUAAUGUCACUUGUGUUUUGUCAAAGCAAGCUAAACAUGACACCAAUUUAAAACAUUAUACUACAGUUUAUCUAAUUAGGUGUUUUAUCUGUAUACUCCAUGAUGCAGCUACCGCUUGGAACGCAUUGAGUCUGGAACUGCAAUAAGAACUCUGCCCCUCAACUGAUGAAAAUAACCAAACAAGGCAUUUCUAACAAAAGCAGGUUGUUUGUAAGCACUUUACAUACGAUUAUAUUUAACGCAUAUGAAUGGGUUUUCCACUUGAGUGGCGGUGGUUUGGACUCUAAUUUUACAAAUGGAUUGGUGCCCAUUGUACAGCUUGAAACAAAAAAACUCUGUUUCAACACUGAUAAUCCAGCUUGGCACUUAGCAGACUGUAUAUAAAUCUCUAAUGCCGUCUUUCUCUGUAUAUAAUUCCCCUGGCUCCCCCCCCAGUCAGAUUUCACUAUACAAGAGCUCAAAAAAAUCCAUGUUUCAUCAAAACUGUACAGACAAUCAUAUACCCCCACCCCCCCACAAAAAUUUCAACCAUCGUUUCAGAUUUAAGAAAACAUUUGUGUUAGUUGCUCAUCUUCCCUUGGAUGGGGAAAACGCUCAGUCUGUACACGAGCACAGAGGAGGCUAUAGGAGGAGAAGCUCAGCUUAGCUGGGACAACUUUGAAGUGAGAAGCAGUAAGAGGUUAUUAUACCUUCAGCCCUUCUGAGAGGUGUCAGAUGCCUGGCAAUAUAUUGAAUUUGGCACCAUCAUGACUGUCAAGUAUGUCGUUGCCAUUUCUAAUUUAUUUUUCCUACCAUUUAUAAAUGCAGAAUAAAGUUUGUCCCUUGAUAUCAGCAGCAGUCAAUUACAGUGUGGCCUAGUUUAGAUGGGACAGAUACAGUUUUUAUUUUAUACACAAUUAUUCAAAUAUAUUAUGCAUCACUUUACAUCCACAGAAAAAAAAGACAUUCACUGUGUCUCCCUAAAAAUAAAACAAAUUUACUUUCCCAGCCAAACAAUUGAGUUUUCCUUAUCAGAUGCAGCUCCUGCACUCAUCCAAACAUAAUGCAUUUUCCCAGUCCAGAGAAUCGGCACACUGCACAACAAACAGAUAAAUAUUUGAUAAGCCAGCCUUCUGUCCCAUCCCCCCAUGGCAGCAGCUACAGUGGGCAUGAGAGUACCACAGGAUCCAAUUGCCAUGCGAGUCUUUGGAAAUUAAAGCCCAUGUGGGCACAGAGUCCACCCUGCUCACCUGUGGACGCCUCUCCGGCUGGUGCUGGCCAAGCCUGUUUGCCUGGCUAAAAGCACAGCACAGAUGCCAGGGCAUAACAGAUGAAUAAACACAAAGGCUCAGAACAAUUACAAGGGGUUGCUGCCCUUUCCUGAUAAAACAGAGCAACCCUUUCAGAGUGCAGGAUGUCGGACAGACUAUUAUUAAGAGAUGCUAAAAAAACUUGCCUGCAGUACACGGAUAGAGACAGGCAGAUGUUCAGAGCAGUGUGGAGUGAAGACUGGUUGUACGUGUUUAUAAUGCGUCCUCUGCCCCCAGGCUACAUUAUAUCUGUUUACUACAGCAGCAGCUUUUGAUUAGUCUAAAUAAACUGGAGAAAAAGGAAAAAGAAACACUGAACAUUACUGCUGUUGGUGUCUUGCCUAUGCCUGUGAGAGUGGUUUACAUGAGGCUAUUUGAAGUCUCCCUUAUUGUAUGAUAGGUGUUACUGUCCAUGAUGGAACACAUUAAACACAUUCAGAAACACUGAAAUGAUCAUAAUAGCCCUUCUAUCUUUACUGUGUAAAUGCUUUUCUCACUUUGUUUCUUUUUUACCAAUCAAUACCUUGUCAGUACUUUAGUAAGAUGCGGUUGUAGGGCCUGGACUAGGUAAUAUUUGCAAAUAAAUGCUUGCAUUUGCUUUAGCAGAGGGCACACUGGGAAUCAGUGUGGUUUGGUUUGAAGAGUAAGUAAUAAGUCAUUUGAAAGUCAAACAAGUAGGCUAAUCUGUGAAUGGCUGAGUUGUUGUGUUCGCCACAUAAUGUAAAGUAGUUUGCAAAUAGUACGUGAUCCAGGUCUGAAAAAGUACUUAACUUACAUGGUCAUCUGAAGACUUUGUAUAAAUAGUAAUACCAUAGACAUACAGUAAUUGUAAUGAAAAGACAAUAUGUAAAUUUUACUGGGUGAACCACUAUUUUCAGGCAGUGGCCCUCUGUAUCUAAGACAAAAAGAAAAAAAACAAGAAAAAAGGUUGUAUUUUAACUGUACUGGUCUGUGAAUCUAUGAUGCUUUUGCUCUGUAUAUUUGGAGAAUAAAAAUGAUGUAAGA